AUGGCCACCAAGACCCCGGUCCUCACCACCAAAGCUCCUCCACCGCUUCCCGGCAUCUACAGCCAGGCCAUAAUCGCUAAUGGAUUUGUCUACUGCUCCGGUGCUGUUCCCAUGGAUGCAGAGACGGGAAAGAUCAUCGAUGGUGACAUUCAAGCUCACACCCAUCAAUGCAUCAAAAAUCUGAGCGCUAUCCUCGAGGCAGCGGGGACGAGCCUGGACAAAGUUGUCAAGGUCAACGUCUUCUUAUCGAACAUGGAUGACUUUGCGAAAAUGAACGAGGUCUAUUCCACCUAUUGGGGUGACAUCAAGCCUUGCCGAACAUGCGUUGCUGUCAAGACGCUUCCUCUCAAUACAGAUGUUGAAAUUGAGUGCACUGCAGUGCUGUAG
This is a messenger RNA of Clonostachys byssicola, 387 nucleotides long. NCBI's taxonomy places the organism in Eukaryota, Fungi, Ascomycota, Sordariomycetes, Hypocreales, Bionectriaceae. The record is from the annotation of a GenBank genome assembly.